This is a messenger RNA of Jatropha curcas, 411 nucleotides long. RefSeq names its product EG45-like domain containing protein. Gene Ontology annotation, biological process: systemic acquired resistance. Gene Ontology annotation, cellular component: apoplast; cell wall. The record is from RefSeq and is a predicted model, not a curated record. NCBI's taxonomy places the organism in Eukaryota, Viridiplantae, Streptophyta, Magnoliopsida, Malpighiales, Euphorbiaceae.
AUGGCAAAACUCUACCAUAUGCAAAUUUUCUUCAUAACAACCCUAGUCUUAGCCUUCUGCUUCUUCUUCUCGGAAGAAGCUAUGGCAGAUGAAGGAACUGCUACCUUCUACACUCCUCCAUACGUCCCAUCUUCUUGUUAUGGAAAUUCAGAAGAAGGUGUGAUGAUUGCAGCAGCAAGUGAUGCUCUAUGGGACAAUAGAGCAGCCUGUGGAAGACAGUAUAGGGUGAAAUGCCUGAGCGCAACCAAUGAAGGCGAUCCUCACCCCUGUAAUGGUAACUCAGUGGAGGUCAAAAUCGUUGACUAUUGUCCCUCCCCGGCUUGUCGGGGCACCAUUGAUUUGUCUGAAGAAGCUUUUGCCUCCAUUGCCAACACCGAUGCUGGAAAAAUUAACAUUGCCUAUGAUCGGUAA